This is a messenger RNA of Paramecium tetraurelia, 678 nucleotides long. RefSeq lists its product as uncharacterized. The transcript is spliced from 4 exons. The record is from RefSeq and is a predicted model, not a curated record. NCBI's taxonomy places the organism in Eukaryota, Ciliophora, Oligohymenophorea, Peniculida, Parameciidae.
AUGGGCUCGGUAUGUUAGAAAGGUGAUAAUAUAGUGAAUUGGCCUUGUAAAAGCAAUCCGAGAGGUUCCAACCCAAGAACAACUUUCACAAUAAUUCCUGAGGAGGACUCUGUAAUAUACUCUUAAUAAGAUCGGUCGGUUUUUACAGCCAGCCAAUUUUAUCAGAAUCCAGAUAGUUAAAGACAAACAGUAAUGUUAGGAAAUGCAAUCGCUGUAGAUAACAAACUUUAAAUUCUAAAUGUGUACAUAUCUAAACUACUUUCUUCUCAUUCAAUUAAAUUAACAAAUACAAGAAGCAAUUCGUAUGAAGUAUCUUUAACCAACCUAAAUCCUGAAUUGGGCUGUUAUUGUGAAUGGCAUUUGGAGUCAGACAAGUUGCCAAUUCGUUCUGGGGAUAAAAUUGAUUUAAUCCAUAUUCUGACAGGAAGAUAUCUUAUGGCCACAGAGAUGGAUGAAGAGGGUAUAGUCUAUUGUGGUUAAGGUUCUAGUAGAUGCUGGACAAUUGAAUUUGAUGAUAACAUUUUAAAAGAUGGGGCAAUAUUUGAAUUGAAACAUAAUGAAAUUACUAAAUACUUAUCUUUCAUUAAUAAAAAAGCAUCGUUGUCACAUAAUCGGUAGGUUUGCUUAAACGACAAUGAAGGGAAGAAUAACUAUUGGAAAUUAGUUUUGAUUUAAUGA